GAGGCUUGAUACUCAACUAAGCAGAUUGCUAUGUCUAUGGCCAUGAGAAUAACUCACCCUUAUAUCACUGACAACGGACUGUUGGCUCACUCUAUGAAUGAUAAAGCCACUCUUCUAUCAAGCAUCACGACAUCAGGAACUAACAGGGUUACUAUAGAAACGCUCGGUUUAGAGGACACAAAAGCCCAACAAGUCCGACUCAGCAAAGCCCUCAGAACUCUUUGCCUUCCAUACACUCACUCGAGACAUCACCGGGAUAUUCAUCUUCAACUCUUUCAGCGAAACUUCCACCCAUCCAGAACUCGUCUUCUCUCGCUGAAAGUAUCGGCAUGGAUCCAAACAAUGGUUCAAUUCCCUCUGCGGAGGAAGUCCUUGCUUCAUAUCAUCUACCCCAAGUGAAGCCGCAAUGGCUAAACUGCAAUUAUGGCAAACACAUUGUCAAGGGAAACUUCCUUACCCUUAGUGCUAAGCCUAAGACGGUGGAAAUGGGAGAGUGGAUAGCACAUCAAGUCGUGGACCACUGGCGAAUGCUCAUUACUUUCAUCAAACUCGUUCAUGACCGGGAAGAAGAUGGCAGCUCGAUUUGCAACUCUCGGAAAUGUCCCAAGAUGUCCGCGGGAGCCUCCCACUCCUUCACCUGGCUAAACUCGCGGCUUCAACCCGUGGAAAUCCCAGCAUACGAAUACCUCAGCCUCGUCCAGCGCUACAUCAGCGGCAAGAUCGACGACGGCAACCUGUUCCCCACCGACCCUGCGGGCGUCUCCUUCGCCGACAACCCGACCUUCUGCACUCCCUUGCCCGAGUCCGGCCCGGACUGGAUCGGCAAGCGGAGCGGCUUCCCGCAGAACUUCAUGGAGACGUGCCAGACCAUCUUCCGGCAAAUGUUCCGCGUCUACGCGCACCUGUACUGGUCGCAUUUUGACGACAUGUUCUGCCUCAACCUGGAGAAGUCCAUGAACAGCUGCUUCAGCCACUUCAUCCUGACGGCCACCACGCUCGGCCUGUUGAAGAAGACGGAUCUGGAGCCGAUGCAGCCGCUUAUCGAUCUUUGGGCCGCUUUGGGCACUUUCCCCCAGGGAUGCAAGGCGUAUGAGAUUGCUAAUAUCUCGGUUGGAAACCUUCUUAUCCAGAAGGCGGGUGGCCCACCCUCGAGCUAGUCGUGGCUAGUUGGUUUUCUUGGCCUGGUUGUCUGGUUGGAGAUGGACUGCUACUCGGCUAUCGUAUGUGUCCAGGAAUUUGGUAUAUAUAUAGUAGGUGUGAAUAAGAUGCCAUAUGGUGCGUAUUUAUGAAUAGCGCUUUAGCGAAGCUGCGGCUGUUUUUCCAUAUAAGUCGUGACCAUUGGGUUUGGUUGAGUGAUGCGGAAGAGAGGAACGAUAUCGAUGCUUUGUGUUAGACUUCAACCACGUAUACCAUAUGGGUUUCUGUCCUUCUUUUCAUAUAUCUAUAAGAGC
Messenger RNA from Neurospora tetraspora, 1451 nucleotides. Its product is annotated as Mob1/phocein. The record is from RefSeq and is a predicted model, not a curated record. Bases 330 to 1157 code for a protein of 275 amino acids. Gene Ontology annotation, molecular function: protein kinase activator activity. Gene Ontology annotation, biological process: signal transduction; positive regulation of protein phosphorylation; cell division. The transcript has 3 exons. Lineage: Eukaryota; Fungi; Ascomycota; Sordariomycetes; Sordariales; Sordariaceae. Gene Ontology annotation, cellular component: nucleus; cytoplasm.